Molecule: messenger RNA, 5548 nt
Organism: Epinephelus fuscoguttatus (brown-marbled grouper)
Lineage: Eukaryota; Metazoa; Chordata; Actinopteri; Perciformes; Serranidae
Exons: 4
Coding region: 1886-2794 (302 amino acids)
Biological process (GO): phospholipase C-activating G protein-coupled receptor signaling pathway; positive regulation of Rho protein signal transduction
Cellular component (GO): membrane
Molecular function (GO): G protein-coupled receptor activity
Source: RefSeq, a predicted model, not a curated record
CGCGCUGAAGCUCAGUGGAGGCGUCUGGAACUGCAUCCGCAGCAGCAGUCAACCGUCAAGCAUCCAUCCAUCUUUAAAAACAAAUUGGAAUGACAGCCGAGGGCUUUUUUGGGGACACAAGUUGACUCAGCAUUUAUUGCAGCUCUUUUAGGUUCAGCCUCAGUGCUCUCAUGAAUCCUUUUUCCAGCACCAGCUGUUUUCAUCAAACAAGCUCCCCUACACUGACUGUACACUACCUGCUCAGCACCAAACAGCAGAUGGACACAGGUAGAGACUACUUGGUGAAGAAAGUGGAACAUUUAGCCAAUAAAUAUUUUUCUUAACAGCGGGUGGAGACUAACGCAGAUCAAAAAGGAGGGUGAGUACUGGACUUAAGUCAGUGAGGUUGAUACAAACCUAAUUUCAAAUGUAUAAAUAACCAGCUUUUUGCUAACAUGUUCACCAUAAUAACUUUAUGAUGUGAUAAUAUGUCAGGGCUGUUUGUUUAUUAGCAUGUUUUGAUGUUUCUCCACCUCCUAGUGACCAAAAUCUGAUUGGGGCAGCUUUAAAGUCAUACUGCCUGCAAAUACUGCCUGUAUGUUUUCACAGUGUAAAAUAUAUUGAAACUCAAACAACACCUGCAGAAAACAACUUCCCUGCUUGGUAUGAUCCACCAUCUUGCCAAAGGUGUGAUUGAAUACAGCACUUCUCUCUUACCUCCUCAAAGCUCAUUCAGAAGUAGUGUAUUCAGCCAUAUUUUGAGGACUGAUAGUGCGACGUCACAAUAAUUCUGUCUAUGGCCAAAACCAGCUAACAACAAUCACUUCCAGGUAGACAACUGGAAAAUGAUUUCAAUUGCGGAGAUAUGUGAAAUGGUAUUGUUGCUUAUUUCUGUUGGGAUUUUCAUCAAUAAAUGUGACGUUUAAAGCUAUAUAGUUUAACACAGUGGUCCAACCUAUCUGACAUUUCUGCCUUGGUUAUUUUAUGUACUGUGUUGCUUUACUAACAUCUUUAUUAACCAAUUCUACCUGCACAGAAGCUAAGCAAUGUACUGCUGUGGACAGGGGCUGCAGCAAAACAUACUUCACCUUUUAUAGGUGGCUAAAAACUAAUUCAGGCAGCUUUUGCUCAGCACUGUUUCAUUUAAUGUGCGUGAUGCAAGGUUUUUCUACCUGAAAAUGAUUGUAAGCAAAUAUUGUGAUUCAGCUUAAUGACAAAAAAAUUUAGUUCUUGAGAUUCACAGCCAUCUUGGAUAAUGCCUUCAGUUAUUUGUACCUGAACAUGUACACAAUUAAACUUGAUUGUUCAGAGUGCGUUGGGUCAGCAAGCGGUUUUGUUGAAUUCAGUUAUGUUUUUGGCCAUUUUGCCUUUAAUGGACAGGACAGGUAAGCAUGAAAGGGGAAGAGAGAGAGGGGAUGACAUGCAGCAAAGGGCCACAGGCUGGAUUCGAACCCGGGCCACUGCUGCAACAGCCUUGUACAUGGGGCGCCUGCUCUACCACUAAGCCACCAAUGCCCCAAAUCAGUUAUUUAAAAGAAUAUAAAAAGCCAAAUCUGGGGAAAAAAAGCAUUGCAGACAGUCCAGAGGUGCCAGAUUAAAUGGUCUGAGGCUUUUUGCCAAGUGUGGACUGACUUUACACAUCAGCAGUCAUGGGUGACAGAUAGCUAAGUACUCUUAGUUAUCUGGCCUUGGCUGUCUGCCUUCAAAGCAAAAAUACACUGAAAUACUUUCAUGAUCAAGACACUAACAACUGCUCAGUGUUUAUUUUUUUUUCUAACAAAAGACUGAUUUUGUUUUUUUGUUUUGACUGGUCUCCAUUUCAACAUCAGCUGAGCGACAUUCUCUGAAGACCUCAAUGCUAAUCUGACUUGAUCUGAACAUAUAAAUAGCCACUGUGUGGCCUCUUAUGGCUGUCAGCAACAUAGUGACAACAACUGUCCCCGUCCUCAUCAACGUGACCGGCAACCUCACUGGCAACACCACCACGCCCACCGCUGUCCAGGUAGCCCAAGUGAUCAGCUGGUUAACGUUAAGCAUUGGGCUGCCCGCCAUUGGACUGGCUAUUUACACCCUCAAGAACCUCUCCAAAGGUGAGAACAAAAUCCCCAUGCAUGUCAUGUUCCUCCUGAUCUCUGACAUUAUCAGUUUCUUUGGUCGUCCCCGUGUGGACCAGGACAUGGAGACUGGGACCGUCUUGUCCUCCAACGCCACCGACUUCAUCUUCUAUUUUGGUGUCGUCACCAACAUCACACUUAUGCUGUUCAUAGCUCAGGAACGCCAUCUCAUGGUGGCCUACCCGCAGUGUCUUGGCUUCUGCAGCAGCAUCAGACAUUCUCCAGCAGUCACCUUGAUGGCAUGGGCUGCUCCGUUCGCUAUCCUGGCCCUCGCAGUGCUGAAGUACAAUCUUUGGUUCGCUGUGUCUCUGCUUGUUCCUUUUCCCUUCCUCCUCUUUUUUGCUGUGGACUCCUGGAGGGCUCUGAUCUGCUCACGAUCUAACCCUAUCACCCCAGAGAGGAGGAGGUCCGUGUGGGGAAUUGGUGCAAUCUGGGCCAACUAUACCCUCCUCUACGUCCCCUUCAUCCUCAGUGUCCUCCUGGAGGCUCUGUCCUUUAAGGAGGCGGUGACAUACCUGGGGUUGGUGUCUCACCUGCUGCUCUACCUCAGCCCUCUGGUGGAUCCCUUCCUCUACAUACUCAUGACCAAAGGGCCCAAAGAGGUGCUGCAGGCGCUGCCCUGCUGUCAAAACCGAGGUAGGAAAGAGAACAUGAGACCCACUGUGGAUACUGUGUCUGAGACUGUGGAGACGAGACUCUGAGGAGGAUAUACAGUUUAAAAAAAGCUGUCCUAUUACAUCCAAAAGUCAAAUUUUGGACGAUUCAUGCUCCAGUUUUUGUAGCAGAUGCUAAAACCAAUGUUCAGUCAGAGACAUUUGCAUCAAGAAAUUGACCAUUUACAACCAAGUUAGAUUUAACAGAAAAUGCUCUGUUCUUUGAUGGAGAUGUGGAAGAACCUGAGCAGCAACAAGAAUUCUGCUGGAUAAACUAAUACCCCAAUUAAUGAACACAUGAACAUUGAAUCAAAAAAUCAAAAGUUUAGUGUAGCAGAAUGGGUUUCCUUCUUUUUUUCUCUGCUUAUUGUAUCAUCCUUGGGCUGCAUGCGAUGACUCCCUGGAGCCUUAAUUAUUGGAGGCACCACUGAGUGCUAGGCAUGUGCCUGCUAAUCAGAUGUGCAUUUUUGCAUCAGUGGCGUGGUCCACAGUUUGGCGUGGCUGGUUCAGACGCCAUGUCUGUUUUCGUUUGGGUUCCCAGUGACUGUAGCCCAGCUGGCUCUUCUCCGGUGGCAGAUGGGUGGUGAUGGUGGAUGAUAUUGUCUGCUUCAAUCUCUUUCUUAACGCAACACUGCUUCUGCUCAGUGAGCGAGACAUGACCUGGUGGCUCUCGCCCUCCUGUUAUCUUGGGAAACUGUGCCUCUGCUCUCAGGCUCUUGUAUGCCAAACUGUGCAUCACGGUGGUGGCCUGUUCUUGUCCCGGCCUCUGCUAUCUCGGUGCCUCUGCUGUUUUUUCUCUACGUGGUUUUUGUUUCUGCAUCUUUAACCUCUCCAUGUCCUCACAUCUUCAUGUGUUCUGGCUGCUGCAUUUUGCUGGGUUUCUCUCUUUGAGUUAUGCUCCACAGACGCACCUGACUGGUUUGACUUUAAUAGUUUCUUUUUCCUUAUUUUUUUCAUAAUGCAGCUGGUUCAGCUCCACAGCCCUGUCUGCACUUGCUGCAGCAGAGAGUGGUGAAGCUGUCCACUUAGGACACAGGGCAUGUUACGGGUUUCCCUGUGAGAAUAUGAGCAGUGUGUGUUUCUUUUUCUUUCUCUUCUGGAGGUUGGUUUUUGUGGUAAUAUUGGGUUUCUUUUCAGUUUGUUGUUUUGUUUAUUAGCGUGAUUUAUUUAUUCCUUGUUUCAUAGUUGUGCAAUUUUCAUAUGUUUGUAUUGUUGGAUUUUCCUAGUUUUUCUUUGUUUGGCCAACUGUGUGUGCGCGUGAGAGUGUGGUUGAAUUUUAUUCAUAGUUGACCAUAUUCUAAAGAGACUGUCAUUUUCCGAAAAGGAAAAAUUAUGAAAUAAAUUUGUAUGUAUUUUUGGGAGCACAUCUCUGAUUAAGUGUUUUCAAAUCUGUGUGACCUUGUUAAUUUACCCAUAAUUCACCAAGGUUGAAAUUCCCCUAGGUGGUAUUGUGCAGUAGUUGAUUACAAAACAAAACUCUCCCUCCUGCCACAUUAACACAUAAGAAGAUAGUUGGUUGGGGUGGUGGAGAGAGCUUUGGCAGUAAACAGCACUGGCAUGAGUACACCAGCAAUAGCUGAGAAGUGUCAGGUUACACCUUCAUGAAUAUGACUAGCUGUCAUUUGUCACUCAGCCGGUAGCCAAGCAGCUGCUGAAUGAGCCAGUCAUUGUGAAGCAUGAAUGAACCAGUGCUCUGCCUUAACUAAUACUAUGGUUUUGUAAUUUAAAGAAAACAAAAGAAUCCCGUCAGGAUCUCACAAUCACAUUUGUGGUCUUUCCAAACCAAAACACUUGAAUUUGCAGCAUCUUAGCAACUAUUUUUUAACAGACAAAAGUUAACAUUGAAAACGUUUAGGAUCUUAGGAACACCCUAUGAGUGUGUCUUCUUGUCAGUAUAACUGGUAGUCUGUGCAGUUUGCUAGCCAAGACGAUAAAUGUGCUUCUCUAACCUUUCUUUGCAUUGAAUCGGGUUCAUAACCUACGGUGGUUGAGGGCAAAUGCACUAAAACAGCCCAAAACAUUUCCAUUUGGAGAAUCACACAUAAAAUCAAAACAAAAACAAAAACAUGCUGUGGAAAGCCAAUACAAAUACAUUAACACCAAACAUGCUGCAGAUACAGAAAUAAUGCAAAGUCACACACAAACAACUGAAAACAAAUGCAACAUAAAAACACAUCAUAUCCUGUCAGCAUAACAGAAGUUCACCAGGCCUCUGUGGGGAGCAUGAAGUGGAACCACUUGAUUUAGUCACACUAUUAGCAUCAUGCUAAAACUAGCUACUAAAAUCUGUUUCUCUUUUAUCAUAUUGUAAAAGACCAAAAUGUAAAAAACAAAAACAUAUAUACCUUUUUAUAUUGCCUUUUCCACUUUUCCUCCUACUUUGAGAACAAAACUCUCUCCUCUGGUCUCUCUCUAUCUCAGAUCAAAAAUCAAGCUGUUUUGGAUUUUAAUGUGUUUUUUUUAAUUGCCAUUGUUUCUAAAGCUGCAGCAUGUUUCUCCUAAUGGAAAUGUUUUCGGUAGCUGUAGCGCAUUCGCCUGCUGUCUGCCACUGUAAUUAGUACAGUGACAUGUAGUGCUGCUAGCUAACUCCUUAUACCAAAUGGUUGGAGAAGCUUAUAAGGUGUGUCUGAAAGGUGACUCUAAGGAGGACAAUUUUUAGAUUGAGUCUUGAUUUGUGCUUGACUAAAACAGAACAGAGGUUGGUUUUUUAAGUAAAUCAAUGAAGAAAGACAACACACACUCUCAAAAAGAAGAAAAAAGUCUGGAGGUGCUUGGCAACAGAACAACAGUAUAAACAAGAAA